AUGUACUGGAUAAACGAGUAUACGACCUCGAUCGGGCUAGGUGUGUUCCACUCGGGCGUGGAAAUCUUCGAGACCGAGUUCGCGUACGGAGGCCAUCCUUUCCCAUUCACCGGUGUGUUCGAAAUAUCCCCACGAGACCAUGACGAGCUUGGCGAAAAAUUCCGAUUCCGGCAAAGCAUUCAAAUCGGUUGUACAGACUUCACCGAAGAGGAAGUGCGUCGAAUUGUGGAAGAGCUAGGCAAUCAAUUCCGAAGUGAUCGGUACCAUCUGAUAAACAACAAUUGUAAUCACUUCUCCGGGGCCGUCACACAGAUUCUCUGCGUGCAAAAGAUUCCAAGCUGGUUGAAUAGGUCGGCCCACUUCAGCUCAUGUGUACCUUUCCUGCAACGUUGUCUAUCAAAAUAA
Molecule: messenger RNA, 405 nt
Organism: Armigeres subalbatus
Lineage: Eukaryota; Metazoa; Arthropoda; Insecta; Diptera; Culicidae
Product: deubiquitinase DESI2-like
Exons: 1
Coding region: 1-405 (134 amino acids)
Biological process (GO): protein deubiquitination
Molecular function (GO): deubiquitinase activity
Source: RefSeq, a predicted model, not a curated record